AUGACAACCCUCUCCGUGGUUCAGGGAGCAAACACCUCGGCGUCGGCCGAUGGGGGUGCCGCACAUCCUGAAGCCACCUUUAAUAUUGGCACCAGAAAAUCGAAACUAGCUUUGGUACAGACAGAUCUGGUAGUCAAGGCCCUUGCAUCGGCAUAUCCAGACAAUGUCUAUACGAUCAAGGCUCGAGACACAGCGGCUGGUGAUGUCGACAAGGUCACUCCCUUUAAAGACAUGGCAGUGAAGAAUCUAUGGACCCAUGAGCUCGAGACUCUGAUGGUUGAAGGCCAGCUGGACAUUCUUGUUCACUCGCUCAAGGACGUCCCAACGCAGCUGCCAGCAGGCUGUGAAAUAGGCGCUGUGCUGCCUCGUGAGGACCCAAGAGACGCCUUUGUUCUGAAGGCUGGGAGGAACCCGUGUAAGAUUCAGGACCUGCCAGCAGGAUCAGUCAUUGGAACGUCUUCUGUCCGACGGACAGCCCAGAUCGCAUUGCUCUAUCCUCAUCUACGCGUCGAAGAUGUGAGAGGCAAUGUCAACACGCGAUUGUCGAAACUUGACGCCGAAGGAAGUUCCUUUGACGCAUUGAUUCUUGCGGCCGCCGGGCUGAUCCGGAUAGAUCUUGGCCAUCGAAUCACUCAGUACCUUGACUCCGAGAACGGAGGAAUGCUCUACGCCGUCGGACAGGGGGCCAUCGGGGUCGAGAAUAGAUCGCCCGAUGACCGGGUGCAGAGAAUUCUUAGUGCGAUAGACCAUCACGAAACCCAUCUCGCAGCAGCCACUGAACGCAGCCUUCUGCGAACUUUAGAAGGAGGCUGCAGCGCUCCGCUGGGCGUCGAGACUAGCUGGGUCAAGAACCCGAACGGACAGACAGCUCUCCGACUGAAGUCGAUCGUCGUCAGCACGGACGGCAAAGCGAAGUCUGAGAUCGACUUGACGGAAGUUGUAGCAAGCAAAAACGACGCCGAAUCAUUCGGGAUCAAGGCCGCGUCAGAACUACUUCGUAGAGGUGCAGACAGUAUUCUGGCUGAAAUCAAGGCGAAGAAGCCCACCACCGCGGCCGAUCUGGAGGAAAAUUAA
Messenger RNA from Capronia epimyces CBS 606.96, 1074 nucleotides. RefSeq names its product porphobilinogen deaminase. Bases 1 to 1074 code for a protein of 357 amino acids. Gene Ontology annotation, molecular function: hydroxymethylbilane synthase activity. Gene Ontology annotation, biological process: heme biosynthetic process. Gene Ontology annotation, cellular component: cytoplasm. The record is from RefSeq and is a predicted model, not a curated record. The transcript has 2 exons. Lineage: Eukaryota; Fungi; Ascomycota; Eurotiomycetes; Chaetothyriales; Herpotrichiellaceae.